AUGUUAUCCCCACAGUUUAUGGAGACCCUAAUAACCCGAGUUGCGGAUGAGGUUUCUCGUCGUUUACCUCCUGCUGAGGUUUCCGGCAAUCCGUCUCCUGCAGCACUAUCAACUCUGCAGGAGGUUCCAGUCGGUUCCCCUGUUGGCCAGAAUACUGAGGAAGUUGCGUCCAUGGUUGUUCAACAGAGCUUGGCUAAUGCUUCGACUGCCUUGACGGGUCUGAUCCCCCAAGUUUCAGCAUCCAACCCAGUGCCAGGUCAGUUGUUUCAAUCCGUGAGCUUACCAGUGGAUGCCCGUCUAUCAGAAAAAGUACGAGCAAAAAUUUGGAAGGAUGAAUAUGUAGACUUUGGUUCACUACUUGCCAACCCUGUGUUGGUCGAUCAAUAUCAAAUAACCCUUAAUAAUUCAGAUAGCGGUUUUACUCCCUCUCUUUGCCUUGAAUCACUGGCUAAGCAUAAAGAGGUUACGACAAUUAAAACGUCGUUAAGCAGUUUUCACGUUUUUGUGGGGGCUUACACAAAACAAUUCCCUCAUGAGACUCCCGCCCUCGUGAAAUAUGGAGAGAUAAUUCAGGACUUGGCUGAGAGGGGCCACAACUGGAAAUUUUACGACGAGAAUUUUCGUUUGCUGAGGCAGGCACACCGUGCCGCUCUUCCGUGGGAUCGAAUCCAUUCUUAA
Molecule: messenger RNA, 678 nt
Organism: Porites evermanni
Lineage: Eukaryota; Metazoa; Cnidaria; Anthozoa; Scleractinia; Poritidae
Source: the annotation of a GenBank genome assembly